GGUUCAGUCUUCAGACUCUUUAGCCCAGGCCAGUCGUAUCGCAGAGCGAUGGCUGAACGGUGCGUCAACGAACAGGUAUCAGCUGCGAGUACUGACAGGAAGGCUUCGUCAACGGCCGGUCAGCCACUAUGCUGGCAACACCGGCUGUUUGGCAAGCAACUCGCGCGUUGUAAUUACGUUAAUGACACGAGGAAGUCAAUCGACUCGGCAGCCGCCACUCUCGUCCACGAGGACGGCCGUCCGGCCUGCGAGAUCGUCGGUAUGUACUUCAGCUUCGUGAAUCCUGGUGCGACCUGCGACGACUUCACUCGUCAACUGGUUGAGCUUUACGCGAGUGUCAACGGCGGAGGCGGUGGUAGCGGCGAGAAGAAAAAGAAAUUCGAGGUGGUGCACGUGGUCCUCUGGAGUAACGUAACCGAGGUGCUCGACUUUGACGAGAGCUUUCGCACCCACGUAGCCGAUCUACCUUGGCUUGCCGUGCCGAAUCGUGACUACGAAAGAAAAACCAGAUUGACUCGAAGAUAUCGGAUAAAAGCGGGCGUACCGACGUUGAUUUUACUGGAAGCGUCCAAUGGGUCCAUUGUGACAAGGGGAGGAGUUGAGCGAACUAUCGCCGAUCCUACCGGUGCGGAAUUCCCUUGGAGACCUCCACAUCCGAAAGCUGCUCUUGAGGAUGGACCUCUUCUGUCGUGCGGCGCACGGGACAGUAAUGAGCCUAUGUUGCACGAGGAGCUUCGCCACUGUUUCAAGGGGAUUUAUUUCAGUGCACAUUGGUGUCCGCCUUGUAAAGCAUUUACCCCACAACUCGUGGAUACGUACCAACGAAUUCAGGAGAGAGGCCAUGAUUUUGAAGUAAUUUUUGUGAGUUCGGACAGGAGUGAGGAUUCCUACAAUGCAUACACGGAAACAAUGCCUUGGUUGAGGAUACCUUUUAAUCAAGAAGAAAGACGUCGAAAAUUGGCAAGAGCUUUCGACGUUCAGGCAAUACCUACUCUGGUCAUUCUAGAUCCUCGCGACAAUAUAAUUACUCUGGAUGGGCGCGCCGAGUUAAUUGAGGAUCCAGAGGGACUGAAUUUUCCUUGGAGCAGUAGAUUAGUGAAUAUUUUAACAGAAAAGUAUGCUACGUCGUUACACGAUGCUCCAGCUAUUAUCUUAUUUGUUGAGGGAGAAGAUUGUGAGAUUCAAUUUGGAGAAAGCGUAUUACUACCAGCUGCACAAGCGUAUAGAAGAGAUCAACCUGAUUAUGAUCUAAAUUAUGAUGAUCCUGAUGACAAUUCUUUGCAGUUUUACAUAGCUUUAGACUGUGAAACAUCGGAUAUUCUUCGUGAAUUUAUUGGUUUGGAUGAUGCAGUACCUCUUUUAACCGCUAUCGAUAUUCCGCGAGGGUUGUAUGUCGUAAUGGAAUACGGUGCCGAGAUUACCAUGGACUCUGUACAACAAUUCAUCGAUGGAUUUCUCAAUAAUAAACUGCCGAUAAAUAAAAUAGCGGCAGUGCAUAAAACAUCAAAAACAAACGAACGUAUGCCGGUCUAAAGUCAUAUAAAACGUUAAUUAGAUACACACAAAAUUUGUACUUGACAAAUUUUAUAAGAAUUGUUCAAACAAAAAAUAUCCCUUCCUUUUUUUUAUUCCUGUCUCUGUGAUAUCAUCGUUCUUUACAUAUAAAGAGAUUCGUGUAUAUAGGUAUGUACUUGGGCUGCGUUCAAAGUGCACCUGUAUAUAUCAUUUUAUCUUUGUUAACGAAUAUUAAACAAAGAUAAAGAAUAUAGGUGCACCCAGGUAAAAUUUCCUAACGCAGCCUUGUUCUUAUAUGAUUCUUCGCGGAUGAAACAAAAGAAUAUGUAUUAUAUCAGUCAAAACUAAAUCGAUCAAAUUGUAUUUUUAAGUGUACGUAGAUGCACACGGAUACAUUAAUAUUAUAUAUUAUAAAUUACUAAAUAAAUACCGGAUAAGCGCA
This is a messenger RNA of Acromyrmex echinatior (Panamanian leafcutter ant), 1957 nucleotides long. Its product is annotated as nucleoredoxin. Gene Ontology annotation, cellular component: nucleus. Lineage: Eukaryota; Metazoa; Arthropoda; Insecta; Hymenoptera; Formicidae. Gene Ontology annotation, molecular function: thioredoxin-disulfide reductase (NADPH) activity. Gene Ontology annotation, biological process: negative regulation of protein ubiquitination; negative regulation of Wnt signaling pathway. The record is from RefSeq and is a predicted model, not a curated record.